AUGAUUGCCGUACUAGAGGUCACCUUGCGCAUAUCUGAAAAUAACACGGGUCUUGGCAGUGUUCCGGACGACAAAUACCGUCACCUGCUCUGGACAUCCCUUCCGGCGGUCAUUGUGUCGUUCGUCGCAGUGUUCUUCUCUUCCAUCGACUUCAACACCCGGGCUCUGUCUCCAUAUGCUCAGAUGAUUAAGGGUGGAUCGUUCAAGACAUCUGUCAAUGCCAAUCUGCUGGACAAGACAACUCCUGUCGUCCUUUUCGAGGCCGCAGUUACUCGAAAUAUCGGGGUCAUUGGCACUACCACUGCCUUCCUGAUCGCCUCACUUCUGUCUAUAUUUACCGCCUCUGUCUUUUCGACAGUUGAUGUGCCAGUUGUCGACACAGUACAACUGCUUUCACAAGACUUUUUCGCCAGCUCUCAAUUCCUGCCUGCCAAUGAGAGCGCUAGGGGGAAUUUCAACACCGGCCAAAACUCUACCGUCGUACCAUCCCUCAUCCUCAAUGCGAACAUGUCAUUCCCGGCUUUCACAUAUCAGGACAUGGCGUUCCCAUCGUUAUCCGUUGCGGGCUUGCAGGACGGUCUUGACGUAUCGGGUGAUAUUAAGUUUACCACGACCAUUCCUGCGACCCGUGCACGGAUGGACUGCAAGCUUAUCCCCGACAAUCUCAUCAAUGUAAACCUUACGCUCGAGGCCUCCAUUGAUUUUGGCGGUGCUGUCAACCCGUUGGAGAUCUCCAUCAUCGAUGACCCGGCGAACGCUAGUAUCACCAUCAGCACAGCCCGAGGAGCUAAUGGAGUGUCUCCGAAAUCACCGAUCAAGACAUUUAUCGACUCCAAUGCCUUUUUCGGCGCGGCAGACUAUGUGCCUUAUAAGAAUGCCUCGUCGAAUACAAACCAGACGGCGCAUUAUGUAUAUGUUUGGGGCCGGCUGAGCAAUGCUGACACCAAUUCCACGACACUGGACUCUGUCAGUGCCCUCACCUGCAACGAGGUCUUACGAGACGUCGAUGUCGAGGUCACGUUCCUUGGCUCUUCUCUUCUGAUUGACGAGACGCAACCGCCAAAGCCUAUAGAAUCGACAGACAGGCCCUCGUCCGUAGCGAUGGAAGAGGCCUGGAAUUAUAACAACAUGGUCAACGUCUCGACGCCUCACCUACUUGAUCAAUUCUUCACAUCACUCGUACAGUCACAAUUCGCCAUCCCCCUCGAAGACCUGGGACUCGAUGAUAUUGUAACAAGAGGAGCCGUCGCCGACGCUAUCGUAGCGCAGCACGGCAUCAUCCGUGCACAAGUGACGAGCACAAACCUUCGCCGCCCAACCACAAAUAGCACUGCAGAGGAAGACGUCUCUCCCGAGGACGUCAGUGGCGGGUCUCUUGGUGAUGCUACCCAGUUUGCCUACGCAGCGAGACUUGAGAGUACCGGCGUUGGGGCUCGUAGGAGGGUGGUGCAAGACCUUGUUACGACUCGCAUCCUUCAGAGUCUACUCGCGGCGAUGGUCUUGUUCACCAUCAUCGGCUGGAUUGCGUUCCCCAAACCAAACAUCCUGCCUCGCCCACCGACGAGCAUCGCCAGUGUUGCCGCGCUGCUUGUCGACGGCAAUGUUUUCGGCUUCCUCGGCCGUGGUGCCGAGUGGCAGACCGCCGAUGAAGUCCAAGCCGUCUUCAAAGACGGCCUGCACGUAACAGCAGGCUUCAAGUUGGGCUGGGACAAGUUGCGGAAGAGACGACGCGAGGAGACACUUGCGACGUGGGGCAUGAACGGCUCAGUCCAAAAAGAGAAGGUCUUCAGUAUAUCUGCCAUGAGGACGGGUGGCUGGGGCGGAGGAGAGAACGUAGGCCUUGGAUUACAGGCGAGGGUUGGGUAUGGACAUAGACGCUUUGUCAGAGACUGGGGCUGGAGACAAUGA
Messenger RNA from Phaeoacremonium minimum UCRPA7, 1908 nucleotides. RefSeq lists its product as hypothetical. The transcript has a single exon. Bases 1 to 1908 code for a protein of 635 amino acids. The record is from RefSeq and is a predicted model, not a curated record. Lineage: Eukaryota; Fungi; Ascomycota; Sordariomycetes; Togniniales; Togniniaceae.